AUGUACGCAAAUAGAACCUCAUCAAAAGCUAUUCACAUCACAGUCGGGCAGCUGCAGUUAGACGAUCUCAAGCGGGUGGAAAUGAUUGCUUCUUACGGUUCUUAUGCUGAGUGCAACAAAAAAGCAAAACCAUUCCAGACUCUUUUAUAUGUCGUUCGUGACUGGACCUCUUCGCAAGAAUACCGUUUUGGAUUUGAUGGUGGAAAACAAUAUUUCUGUAGAUAUACUGAGAACGGGUCAGAGGAAAUUCGUAGGUUAUGCAAAAAAAUUGAUAGCUGUUUUCUAACAACCUCCUGCUUUCUGAUGCCGCAUCCCGGACUUGAAGUUGCUGAAGCUGAAGAACCAUAUCGUUGUAUAAGAAUUAGAGAAGUGUUCUUGGAUCAGUUGAAGUCACUCGCAAGGCAGCUUUUGUCGACAGAUCACUUAUCAGUAAAAAUGGUAGCUGGGUAUGAAAUAACUUUUGAGGAGCUGUUUGAAUUCUUCCAUUAUCUGAAAAGGAAUGGUGCAGAACGCGGUGAAGCAAACUUGAAAGAACUGCAUACCUUGUACACAAAAGGUAUCGAUUUGAAGAGCAUUCUCGCUAAACUGAAAGAAGUACAUGAUACUGCAAAACGCGAAGCGUUAGAAAAACUUGAAGAUGCCAAGAAAAGUGAUGGAGGGGAAAAUCAGCGGUUCUCUCGAGAACGGUUGGAAGACUUCUGCGAUGUCCUGUUUUUUUGA
Molecule: messenger RNA, 720 nt
Organism: Enterobius vermicularis (human pinworm)
Lineage: Eukaryota; Metazoa; Nematoda; Chromadorea; Rhabditida; Oxyuridae
Source: the annotation of a GenBank genome assembly